Molecule: messenger RNA, 994 nt
Organism: Lactuca sativa (garden lettuce)
Lineage: Eukaryota; Viridiplantae; Streptophyta; Magnoliopsida; Asterales; Asteraceae
Product: large ribosomal subunit protein uL2
Biological process (GO): cytoplasmic translation
Cellular component (GO): cytosolic large ribosomal subunit; ribosome
Molecular function (GO): structural constituent of ribosome; RNA binding
Source: RefSeq, a predicted model, not a curated record
UCGCCUAUUUCCAACCUCCCUCCAUCUGCCGUCGUUCUCCGAAGCUUAACAGGAGAAAUGGGUCGUGUUAUCAGAGCACAGCGUAAGGGAGCAGGCUCCGUCUUCAAAUCCCACACCCACCACCGCAAGGGUCCGGCGAGGUUCCGCAGUCUCGACUUCGGUGAGCGCAAUGGUUACCUCAAGGGUGUCAUCACCGAAAUCAUCCACGAUCCAGGUCGUGGUGCCCCUCUUGCACGCGUCACUUUCCGUCAUCCUUUCCGUUACAAGCACCAGAAGGAACUCUUCGUCGCCGCCGAGGGGAUGUACACUGGUCAGUUCGUCUUUUGUGGAAAGAAGGCUAACUUGAUGGUCGGUAACGUUCUUCCUCUCAGAUCUAUCCCAGAAGGAGCUGUGGUCUGCAACGUUGAGCACCACGUCGGUGACCGUGGUUCAUUUGCCAGGGCUUCUGGUGAUUACGCCAUCGUUAUCAGUCACAACCCCGAUAACGGCACCACUAGAGUGAAGCUUCCAUCUGGAGCCAAGAAAAUUGUGCCAAGUGGAUGCAGAGCUAUGAUUGGUCAAGUUGCAGGAGGAGGGCGUACUGAAAAGCCAAUGUUGAAAGCAGGAAACGCGUAUCACAAAUUCCGUGUGAAACGUAACUGCUGGCCUAAGGUUCGUGGUGUGGCUAUGAACCCUGUGGAGCAUCCUCAUGGUGGUGGUAACCAUCAACAUAUUGGUCAUGCAAGUACGGUUAGACGUGAUGCACCACCCGGUCAAAAGGUUGGGCUCAUUGCCGCCAGGAGGACUGGGCGGCUCAGAGGUCAAGCUGCUGCCACCGCUGCCAAGGCUGAUAAGUGAUGAAGUUAGAUUGCUAUUAUGGUUUUGGUUUUUUUGUUAUGAAUCAUUGGGUACUUUUUAUUGUUAGUUAUUUUGAGUUUAUUACUUGGAAUUGUUAUUGUUAUGUUGAUUGUCAUACAUUUUGUUUUAUGGGAAAGUUUUGUGGUAGACUUGUUUU